CCCAGGGUCUUGGCUGGUCGCGGUAUUCAACUUCAACCAAACUAUCAACUCUCAAGAUGACCUCUCUCACUGCUAAGGACAAGGACACAGUCAAGGCCUUCUGGUCUAAAGUGUCUUCCAAGGCUGAGGACAUCGGCACUGACGCUCUGUCCAGGAUGCUGGUGGUGUACCCCCAGACCAAGACUUACUUCUCCCACUGGAAGGACUUGAGCCCCGGCUCUGCCCCGGUGAAGAAGCACGGAGCCACCGUGAUGGGUGGAGUUGCUGAUGCUGUGACCAAAAUCGACAACCUGGCCGCUGGUCUCCUGAACCUCAGUGAGCUGCAUGCCUUCACCCUGAGAGUGGACCCUGCUAACUUCAAGAUUCUGUCUCACAACAUCCUUGUGGUCUUGGCCAUCAUGUUCCCCAAAGACUUCACCCCCGAGGUCCAUGUUGCCAUGGACAAGUUCCUGGCUGCCCUGGCCCGUGCCCUGUCUGAGAAAUACCGAUAAACUGCAAACGGGAGCAGGAGCAGAUGACGGACAGCAGCGUGUGCUUGGAUAUUCUCUGUCAGUCUGAUUAAUGAUGAUGAAUAAAUGAUCAAA
Toxotes jaculatrix (banded archerfish) is the source of this 584-nucleotide messenger RNA. RefSeq names its product hemoglobin embryonic subunit alpha-like. Gene Ontology annotation, biological process: hydrogen peroxide catabolic process; oxygen transport. Gene Ontology annotation, cellular component: haptoglobin-hemoglobin complex; hemoglobin complex; blood microparticle. NCBI's taxonomy places the organism in Eukaryota, Metazoa, Chordata, Actinopteri, Toxotidae. Gene Ontology annotation, molecular function: oxygen binding; heme binding; peroxidase activity. The record is from RefSeq and is a predicted model, not a curated record. Bases 57 to 491 code for a protein of 144 amino acids. The transcript has 3 exons.